AUGUUGCCUUGCGACAUUUUGAUUCAAGGUUCCACUAGUCUAGGUGUUAGUUUCAAAGAUAGCGAUGUUGAUGCUGUACUUAUCACUCCCAAUUUUGUGUUUCGCGAAGACUUCUUUACAUCGUUUGUUGUAGUCUUGCGCCAAUGUAGUUGUGUUUCAGAUUUGUUAGUUAUAUCCGAUUCAAUUGUUCCACUAAUCAAGAUGAAAUUCGAAACGACAUCCGUUGAUUUGGUUAUGAGUCGAUUUAAUUUACCGUCAGUACCUUCUUACAUAACGUUCGAUAUGGAUCCAGAAAGAUUUUAUUUCAAUAUUGAUCAAUACUCCGUUCAUGGUUUAUCUGGAUGUCACUUUGCCGAGAAAAUUAGAACCCUUGUUCCGAAUAUGCCAGUCUUCCUGGAGUUACUAAAAAUUAUAAAGGUAUGGGCGCAUAGAAGACAAAUUUCUCAUAAUGUGUACGGAUUCCCUUCAAAUAUCGGCUGGGUUAUUAUGUGUGCGUAUUUGUGUAUUCAUCUUGGAAAAGGCUGUGAUAUGGAAAGUGUUCCGCUGAUCUUUUUGGUCAAGAUGUUCUUUAAUUACUUUGCUAACUGGCAGUGGCCCUCACCUGUUACCAUCGCUCCAUUUUAUACGACUCGUGAAUUGAAACUCUACUCAUGGGAGCCAAAACUAGUGCCUCAGGAUACAAUGCCUAUUAUAACUCCAGUAUAUCCCCACCAAAAUGCAUCUUAUCUCGUUCGGCCUUCCACACUCGAAAUGGUUGUCAAUGAAUUGAAAAGAGGUGGUGAAAUCCUGACUGACAUUACACUUGGAAAAGCCUGUUGGGAAGAUCUUUUCGCACCUUACGAAAUCGUCGAAGGAUACAAGCAUUUUCUGAAGUUCGAACUGUCUCUAAACACUUUUGAAGAAUUGAAACGAAUUGGCGGACUUGUUGAUUCGCGUUUGAGAGAACUUGCAGCUUUACUAGAAGGUGACAAAGACAUACAGGCUGUUCGAAUUGCAAAAUAUCAGCAACCAAGGAGAGUGCUCGUUGUAUCAGAAUCACCAUCGAAGUUAAAUGAAGAACGUUACAAAUUUGAACGCUCAUGGCUAUUGGGGUUGCAGAUAAACAGAAUACUUCCCACGGAAAAUGAUUCAAAAAAGGAACAAAUUAUUGACAUUACGAACUAUAUCCAAAUGUUCUACCUCAAUCUCCAGGACAGGGAAUCUCAUGUCAAUUUCAUUGAAAUACUCAAGCCAAGCUACGUCAAACAGUUAAAGCGACCUGAUUGUUGA
Molecule: messenger RNA, 1269 nt
Organism: Rodentolepis nana
Lineage: Eukaryota; Metazoa; Platyhelminthes; Cestoda; Cyclophyllidea; Hymenolepididae
Source: the annotation of a GenBank genome assembly